UAUAGCGCAUCACUUCCCGUGUUUCCAGCGAGUGUUCAGUGUUUAUGUGACGCGGCUGUUUUUAAACAUCAUCAUGAGUCACGAGUCUGAUUCUGAAAUCGAUGAAAGAAUCGAAAUAUUGAAGAAGAAAUAUCUGCACAGGAGGAAUCAGGUUUCCAACAACACAGAAUCAUUUGGAUUCACAUCAGAUGAUCAUGGAGAACAUGACACUGGUGCAGAUGUUCAGAAGAAUAGACACUCCAGAGAGAUGAGAGAUUAUAGAACUGCUCUCAGAGAACUCCAUAGAUCUCAACAUGAACAACAUCACAGAGAUGAAGAUGAAUGUCCUGAAGAAACAAACAUCUUUUGCACAGAAACAGAUGUGACUUUACCAUCACAGCUCGCCCGUUCCUCUAGUUCCUGUGUGUCAGAGUCUCUGUUGGACGGUGGAGGAAACUUCAUGGAUCAAACUCAGAGCUCGAGCAGCGGCGCAGUAGUGCAUGUGUAUCAGGAGAUGCUGCACAUUUAUGAGAAACUGCAGGCGGAGCGUGUGAGUCAACAGGCGUGGGCUGCAGAUCUGUGUGUGCGAGAGCGUGAGUUACAGCAGAGAGAGAACACACUCCUGCAACAGCAGAACAACAUUCACAGACUCAGAGGAGUGCAGGAUGAUGUCAUCAAACACAUGCAGUCAAUGCAGCAGAAAUAUCAGCAAGAGACGGAUGAGCUGAAAGCCGCUCUGCAACAGAAAAUGAAAGAGAACAAGAGGAUGAAGUCCAGUUUUGACUCCAUGAAGGAAUUCAAUGACUCCAUGAAGAAACAGCUGAUUGACGUCACUGAGCAGAACAGGAAGUUGGAAAUUCAGUCGCGAAAAGUUCAGUCUCGACUGGAGAACCUGCAGGUGAGUGAGGAGCAGUGUUGUAGAAAGUUUGAGUACUCCACAGCGCACAGGGGACGAGAAUAUGUGGUUCCCAAAGCUUCUGAGCCCAAACCCUGCAAACAAGAGAAAUCACUGUCACAGAAAGCAGGCAAGGACUCUGUACACACAUCUACGGUGAAGUUGUUAUCAGUUCUGUUGGAUUGGGUCGUGUACGGUUCGGAUCUCACAGCUCCUGAUCUCUAUAAAGCACCAGCUCCAUCACUGCAGGAGAGAUGUGCAAAGGUUUUGCCUCUGCUGGUGGAGCAGCUGCAGUUGUCUGCGCUGAUGGAGCUGCAGGUGCAGUUAUCUCUGCUGCGCUGCAUUUACUGCUGCAUCCUACAGCUGGAGCGCAGCACACAGCACGCUCCACUGACCUCCACCCUGAGGUGUUUGGGGGAGGAGGUGUCUCGCGGAUCAGCUGACCCAGGUAACGCCGCUCGCUCUCGGGCAUGUCCGCUGUUUAAGAGCUCCUGUCUGCACACACGCUUCCUGAGCUGUCUCAUCAUCAUCAAAACCAUCAGUCAAGCGGAUAUCUUGGCUCAAGCUCUGGACAUGUUGUUGUGUGCCGUGCGGACAGAUGAAGGUCAGAUGCUCUUCCUGCAGUAUCAGGCGCUGUCGGCCAUUCUGACGCUGUUGAGAGGAGGAAGUCCUGCACUGCUGUCUGUGUCCAUCAACAUACUGCUGCAAAUGAGCACAGAAUCACGGCUUCUGUCGAGCAUCCUGGAGCAAUGCAGCACUGAAGAAUUCUUCCGCUGCGCGACGCAGUUCCUGCGUAACCCUCGUGUGGAGCCGCCGCUGGUGGAGAAGAUGAGCAUAAUCCUCCAAAAGCUCUCUAGCAUCCGGAAGAACAAACGUCUGUUUGAAGUGUUCUCGCUGCAUUUAUUGUUGCAGGAGAUGCAUCGCACAGCUGACCCCGCACAACCUUUCCUCAGUAUGAACCUCAGCUCAAUCCUGCUCAAUCUGGGCAUGCUCACACGCUCCUGACACACUCCAUACUGCAUUCAAUAUCACACUUCUGUGCCUCAGUGUUCACUGUGCCGCUUAAACGGACAGUUGAUGUCAUUAUUUACUCAUCCACAUGCCAAUCCCCUUUAUUUUGCUUCGUCCAGUGAAGACUUGAGAUGUUUGUCAGAAUGUCCGAGCUGUGUUCCAUGCUAUAUUCCAAGUCUUCUGAAGUCAUACGAUAGCUUUUUGUGAGGAGCAGAGUUGCAUGUCAUGAUUCACUAAUGCACUUAGCUGUUUUUUUUUGUAUUUUUUAUUGAACAUGUCACGUGACCGAUCACAAUGUGACAGAUUUGAAAAACAACUGCAAAUGAGAUCUGAGAGCUGCAGCGGAGAGGAAGAUUAUCAGUGAAUAACAACUUAAAUUUCAGUCUGUUCAGUCACAUAAUACUAUCGUAUGACUUGGAAUAAAGUGCAUACAUCAUACAGACUGCUUUUUUGGUGCUUUUUUGGAGCUUGACAGUAAAAACAAUCAUUCACUUUUAUUGUAUGGAAAGUUCUGAUUCAAUCUGUGUUUCUCAGACGAAAGAGAGACUUACGGGUUUUGAAUGACAUUAGGGUGAGUAAAUGAUGACAGAAUUGUCAUUUUUAGGAAAACUGUCCUUUUAAGUUAAUUUGUAAGAUGGAGAAUGCACACUUUAAAUGAUUUUUUCUUACCAUGAACAAAAUGAAUUUAAUAAUGAAUUUAAUCAUCAGGCUUUUUAUACUUCAAUAAAAUUGUAAUGUUAUUCAAUUAAACUCAU
Myxocyprinus asiaticus (Chinese sucker) is the source of this 2640-nucleotide messenger RNA. Its product is annotated as coiled-coil domain-containing protein 138-like. Bases 74 to 1879 code for a protein of 601 amino acids. The transcript is spliced from 15 exons. The record is from RefSeq and is a predicted model, not a curated record. Lineage: Eukaryota; Metazoa; Chordata; Actinopteri; Cypriniformes; Catostomidae.